UGUUGUAGAAUUAAUUACUUAAACAAAGUAUAUAGUUUUGAAAUACUUAAAGAAACUUGGUGUCGUCGUUGUUGUUGUUGUUAGUGACCUUUUCUUAAUAUUAGCUGUGCAUUUAUUUCAUGCGUUACGGUAAAGCGUCGAUGUCAUUGGAGCGACAAUAACACUGUUGCCGGAUCAGAGUGAUAUAAUUAUAUUAUAAAUAUAUUGUAUUAUAUUGAUUAGUUUGAGUUUAUCAGUCUGAGAUAUUGUGUAUAAGUUUUAAUACUCUGGAUUUAUCAGCAAUAUUUUGAUAAACCUAACAGCAUGACCUCGUUGCUAAUUUUACCGAGACGUACUAUAAAUAUCAAAAGUAAUGGAGGCAUUUUCACAGGCAAAGGUAGAUUUUUGUAUAUUAUUGUAUGCAGGUCUAUCAAGGGUACACUUUGCACGUAGGAAUAUUUCAGCCAAGUGUAUACGUGUUCAGAAGCUGGACCUGGAGGGACAUGGACUCUCAGGUAUUUGGGGAUGUUGGAGAAGCGUCCAUAGAGGGUUUUUUGGAGGAGGCCAUGGUGGCACCAAACAGAAUAUGACUUUAGAGGACAUCGCGAAAGGAAUCAGAGAACGAGAAUACAAACGGAUAGUGGUGAUGGCCGGAGCAGGGAUCAGUACUCCAAGUGGAAUUCCAGAUUUCAGAUCACCCGGAAGUGGCCUUUAUGACAACCUCCAACAGUAUAACCUCCCCUAUGCCGAGGCCAUAUUUGAGAUUAACUAUUUCAAUCACAACCCUAAACCUUUCUUUGCCUUGGCUAAAGAGUUGUAUCCUGGUAAUUAUCGUCCCAAUCUGGCACACUACUUCAUCCGGCUGCUUCAUGACAAAGGCCAGCUGCUCAGGAUGUACACUCAAAACAUCGAUGGACUGGAGAGAAUGGCAGGAAUCCCAGCUGUGAAGUUAGUGGAGGCACACGGGACAUUCGCGACAGCCACGUGCACAGUUUGUCGUCGAGAAUAUCAAGGAGAAGACCUGCGUAGCGAUAUAAUGGAAGGAACAGUGCCUCACUGCUCUCAGUGUAAAGGAGUCGUUAAGCCUGAUGUUGUGUUUUUUGGUGAAGAGCUGCCACAGCACUUUUUCCUCUACCUCACCGACUUCCCCAUGGCAGACUUACUGAUUGUAAUGGGGACGUCUUUAGAGGUGGAGCCAUUUGCCAGCUUAUCCAGCGCCGUGCGAGGUUCUGUGUCUCGCCUUCUUAUAAACCGUGACUUGGUGGGACCCUUUGCCUGGGGCUCUUCACGGUACAGUGACGUGGCAGAGCUGGGUGAUGUAGUGAGCGGCGUGAGGAAACUGGCAGACACUUUGGGCUGGAUGCCUGAGCUGGAGGCUCUUAUGUGUGAUGAAGGUCAGAAGGCUUCAAAGAAGAGAGAGGAAUGACGUGAGAGACCAGCUUCAUUUCUCACAUCCUCUCAGUCAUUUUGUGGCUGUAAUGUCUAGGCUCGAAACCCGUGGCACUUUAACGACCGUGACGGAGAUGGACUGUGAUGCACAACGGCACUUGGAAGCUCAGCUCAGGGAGACAUUAGUCUCUCUUUGUAGCUUUUUUUAGUGGUUGUUUUACAGCUUCAUAGUGAAUAGGGAAAUGAUAACGGUAUGAACUAUGAGCUGUUUAAACGUGACAUCAUUUUCAGGAAGACAUUUUUAUUCCUAUGUACAGUAUUAAAUAUUAAAAGCUUUGAAAGGUGUCAGUUUCUUGCUGUUGCUUCGACUUGUUUCUCGCCAAAGCAGAAUUCCGGCCUAUAUUUAGGGUGGACUAAGAAAAGAAGCUGAAUAUCAGCAAAACUUGCAGCACUGCCCCAAAUAACCAAAAUAAACUAAACAGGAGCUCUACUUCUGUCACUCCAAGGAACAAAAUUAUGAAGUUCUGCAACGAAGCGAGAGGUGUGUAAUAUAUACGUACAUUGUGCACAGAUUUGUUGCUUCAUUGCAUCACUUUUUCAUUGUUUUAGUCUGUGUAUAUAUAGACAUAGUGCAAAAGUUUGCAUCCCCCUUGGUUUCUGCAUGAAAAAAAUAUAAAUCCAUGUCCAUUUAAUAGUGUUUUCCUGCUGAACAGUAAAUAUUACGGCAUACAGUCUAAAUAUUAAGCAAUUAAUAGUCUCACUCAGCUCUUUAUUUGUCUUUAUUUGUAAUUUGGCCCAUUCUAGUUCAUGGAUUCGAAUGCGACUCAUUAAGGUGUUUAAUAAUUUAAAACACAUUUGUUUGCCUUGUUAAGUCCGACUU
Molecule: messenger RNA, 2248 nt
Organism: Ictalurus furcatus (blue catfish)
Lineage: Eukaryota; Metazoa; Chordata; Actinopteri; Siluriformes; Ictaluridae
Gene: sirt3
Product: sirtuin 3
Exons: 8
Coding region: 353-1405 (350 amino acids)
Molecular function (GO): histone deacetylase activity, NAD-dependent; NAD+ binding
Source: RefSeq, a predicted model, not a curated record